CGCGCGCGCUGCCUCAUUCAGUAUAUUAUUAUGACACUAUUUGACAACUGUCUAGAUAAUUCUAUAAUAUUUUACGAGUAUUUUCCCUUUAUUCGUACGUUCAAGCAGUGGUGAAAUUCAAUUCAAUCAAACUAUUAAACGCCACACAAAUAUCUCGUAUGUUCGAAAUAUUAUUGUGUAAAAAUGAUAACUACAUCAAAGUAUUUCACGAGCUGUAGCAACGUUACGCUGUUAGUUAUUUUGCAAUUUGGCAUCGUGUUACUAAGCGGAUCGGUCAAUGCUGUUGAUCAGUUGAUCGAAAACCAAGAUCUAACGUUAAAGGAAAUGCAUUUUUCUUACGACAAAUUGAAGAUUCACAACAUAUCAAAUCACGUGUUUUAUUGGCUCUAUACCAGAGAACAGCCCAACGGUCAGCUUAUAAACAAGAGCGAUCCAUCCAUGAUAAAAUCGACAAACUUUAAUGUCAAAAAUCCAAUAAAAAUUCUCGUACAUGGUUGGCUUGGUAGUUUCUAUGAAAAAGAAUGUUUUUGCGCUCACAUAGUGAAAGCUUAUUUACAAGCGGAAUCGUACAACGUGAUUUGCGUGGAUUGGAUGCAGUUAUCUUUUUAUUUAAAAUAUGCAUCGGCAAAAAUCGAUGUCAAAUAUAUCGGUUACGAUAUAGCUAAAGUUUUGAAAAUUUUAACAAAUAACAUGAAAGUAGGGUCUGAAAAUAUCCACUUGAUAGGUCACGGUUUGGGAGCCCAUAUCGUCGGAUACACUGGGAAAAAGUUAAACGGUCAAAUUCCUCGGAUAACUGGAUUAGAUCCUGCGAUGCCACUAUAUAAAAAUACUGAUCCGAAGUACAGGAUCAAUAAAAACGAUGCGGCCUUUGUAGACAUCAUACAUACAAACGGAAACAGUUUCGGAUUGUUUAAGUUACUAGGUCAUAUCGAUUUUUACCCAAACGGAGGAAAAGUACAAUGGAACUGCACAAUAUUAGAUAGAAUUACCGGUGGCGCGUGCAGUCACGCCAAAGCUUUCGAUUAUUUUGCCCACUCGAUAUCAAAUAGAGAAGAAUACGAGGCGUUCCGAUGUACCAGUUGGAACGCGUACAAAGCGGGCGACUGUGGCGAAUUCGUCAACAGUACAUACAUGGGCGAACAUGUGGACAAAAAACAAACCGGAAGCUAUUAUUUAUGAAUCUGAAUCUCAACGGCGUACCGCAUCAUAACAAUAAUUAUAGGUCGUCGCAAACGUCUCGGAUAUGUUUAAAGAUUGGCCCGAGUACUGAAAAUGUAAUAACGCGAUCAUCGUCACAACAAUACGCAGCACGUGAAUAAACGUAUAUAUAUAUUCGUCAUAUAGCUGGAGCUCAUCAUUUGCGAAGUGUAGUAUACGUCAUGUUAUUGUUACUUUUACCUGUUCAAAGUGAAUAAUAAAUAUCAAAUGUAAGUUGAA
This is a messenger RNA of Rhopalosiphum padi (bird cherry-oat aphid), 1437 nucleotides long. RefSeq names its product pancreatic lipase-related protein 2-like. The transcript is spliced from 7 exons. The coding region runs from base 184 to 1179 and encodes 331 amino acids. Gene Ontology annotation, biological process: lipid metabolic process. Lineage: Eukaryota; Metazoa; Arthropoda; Insecta; Hemiptera; Aphididae. Gene Ontology annotation, molecular function: lipase activity. The record is from RefSeq and is a predicted model, not a curated record.